AUGGGGUAUGGAGAAGAGUGCAGGAGUAAAACAUACCCUCCUUCAGGACCAACAUUCAAAGGGAAUGUACCCACAUAUGUCAUAAAUCUUGAUUUACCUGCCAGCAAAAGAUGGGAUGACUUGAUGCACGACAAAAAGACUGAGCUGAAGACUGUGGUCCAGAAUAUUAAAGACAUAGCAAAUACCUUCUUCCCCAGUGGCAAAGUUGUUGACAUAGUGGAUAACAAAAUAGCUCAUCUGACUGCCACACUUCCUUAUCCUUUCAAUGAAGAACUCCAAGGGAUUGCAAAUUCAUCUGGGAUUCCUUUGGGGGAAAUUGUUAUUUUUAACAUCUUUUAUGAAAUUUUCACUGUAUGUACAUCAAUAGUGGCGGAAGAUAAAACAGGGAAGCUGUACCAUGCCAGAAACUUGGAUUUUGGACUCUUUCUUGGGUGGGAUGUUAAAAAUAAUUCCUGGACUUUAACUCGGGAACUGAAGCCUUUAGUGGUAAACUUGGACUUCCAGAGAAACAACAAAACGGUAUUCAGGUCUACAAAUUUUGCAGGAUACAUAGGCAUGGUGUCUGGAGUCAAACCAGACUUGUUCACUCUGACAAUGAAUGAGCGUUUCAGUCUUGAUGGUGGUUAUGUUGGAAUCUUCGAAUGGUUUCUUGGUAGAAGAGAUGGUAUGUGGAUGGGCUUUCUUACAAGAACAGUAUUAGAGAAUGCUACAAGUUACCAGGAUGCAAAAGACAGACUGGCAAAAACAAGACUGCUGGCUCCAGCUUACUUUAUACUGGGUGGAAAAAAUUCUGGAGAAGGGUGUGUGAUAACUCGUUCCAGGACAGCUACUCUGGAUAUCUGGGACCUUGAUGUCAAGAAAGGCACGUGGUACGUGUUAGAAACAAACUACGAUCGCUGGAAGCCUCCACUAGUCUUGGAUAAUCGUAGAACACCUGCAAUGAAAUGCCUGAACCAGACAAUGCAAGAGAACAUCUCCUUACCAACAAUUUACAAUGUUCUCUCCACAAAGCCUGUCCUCAAUAAGCUGACUGUGUGCACAACGCUGAUGGAGGUGUAUAAUGGUCAUACAGAGACUUACCUGCGGGAAUGCCCAGAUCCUUGUAGUCCUUGGUAGUCCUCGGUAGUCCUCUACCUUUCCUAUGUUGGACGCUGCUUGUCUGAAUUGGAGAUCCUCCAAGAAAAAAUACUUCUGGAAAAUGAUUCCUCAGCCUAAUUCCUUUCUUCAGAAAUCUAAUGGCUAUAUACACAUGUCAAUGAGCUUCUAACAAUGGAGGACCCUAUCUCACAUUGGACUAUCUUGCUUUCUGAUCAGCAGUUCUGCUGACAAGAAAUGUGUACUAAUGUAUGUCUGGUUUGAUUUCAGCCAUUUUUACCAAAUGAGUUCAGCAUUUAGCUCUAGAUCU
Charadrius vociferus (killdeer) is the source of this 1405-nucleotide messenger RNA. It is a transcript of the gene ASAH1, whose product is annotated as N-acylsphingosine amidohydrolase (acid ceramidase) 1. The record is from RefSeq and is a predicted model, not a curated record. Gene Ontology annotation, cellular component: lysosome. The coding region runs from base 1 to 1116 and encodes 371 amino acids. Gene Ontology annotation, molecular function: N-acylsphingosine amidohydrolase activity; fatty acid amide hydrolase activity. Lineage: Eukaryota; Metazoa; Chordata; Aves; Charadriiformes; Charadriidae. Gene Ontology annotation, biological process: fatty acid metabolic process. The transcript has 14 exons.